Molecule: messenger RNA, 2017 nt
Organism: Botrytis byssoidea
Lineage: Eukaryota; Fungi; Ascomycota; Leotiomycetes; Helotiales; Sclerotiniaceae
Exons: 3
Coding region: 523-1557 (344 amino acids)
Biological process (GO): regulation of transcription by RNA polymerase II
Cellular component (GO): mediator complex
Molecular function (GO): transcription coregulator activity
Source: RefSeq, a predicted model, not a curated record
UUCAUUGACAAAGCGGUGCCUCCCAAUCCUAUUGACCUCACAUGAACGAUCUGCCCAACUACGCAGGAAAUUCAGCACCAUCAACGACAAUAACGAAACCGACGUUGAUUAUACGAAAAACAAUAUCGCAUUGAUAACACGAUCUUAAUGACCUACAUGAAAUAAGAGCACAGGUCGAUUUAACGCUGCCGUCGGCGGUGUAGGUCCGUUUUUGCGACAAUCGUUCUCGGUCCACCUUCUCCUUCAUUCCCUCUCACCUUUCUUCGAGCCUCGAGAAUCCGAUCGAAAAUAGGUUCCUUUUAUCCUCGACACUCGCUCGAUACUCUGUACAAUUAUUACUCCGCAUUCUUUCUUUCUCAAUAAACUCGAGGCGCAUUUUGAUACCCUUAUACAGUCUUUUCGAUAAGAAUAAACUUUUCGCUACGGCCGAAGCCGCAACAAUCAAUCCUUCUACCACCACAUUCACCUUUUUUCUUUUCUACAACAACCUCGAUUACUUUAAUAUUCAAACUUAUUACCGAAAUGCCUUCUGAUCUCCCACAAACACCACAAAGUCCUUCCAAUACCCCAGGCUCUACCGAUAUUUUGUCAAAGAACGUAGUUUCUCCACGAAUCAAUACUUCACUUCCGACACCAGCCCACAGCAUCAACGGCAGCAUGUCAACCGUCAAUUCCGCCAUCGAGGCAUCUCAAUCAAUGGAUCCUUCGACCAAGCGCAAGAGAGAUUUUGAAGAUCUUGGUGAUCAAAAGCAGAAGAAAGUUCAUGUCGAGGAGAGCAGACCUAGUAUUGACGAUCUCCAUCAGGAUGUCGGUAAAAAGUACCUUCUCUGCAGAACUCUUCAUAAGAAUCAAAAUUUAAACGUACAACAAGAUUUAUACGAUCGAUUCGGUUUGAACGGAAUUGCCGCCAGUCUUGCUCGUGUCACAGCAGAUGGGAAGAAGAACACAGUUCGAAAAACCUACAAAGGAUACAUAAAAUCCUUGGGUAUUGCUGGGCAGUUCGAUGCAGUCAAAGGUCCAGAACCUAAUCAGCCUGGAUCACUCACUUCAUUAAUUGAUGCCUACGGACCUCUUGGGCCCAGGGAAGCAUGGAAUCAAUCUUAUGUACAAGGAAAAGAAAUCAGUAGAGGAAUAGAGGAUCUACUGCCUCAAAUCAAGACGGCUUUAAUUAUGGCCAAAGGCCCUGUUCCAAAAGAACGUUGGAAUCAUUCUGUUCUUGGUGAAAUCAGUUCCCAAAUUGCCAACGAUCCCUUAAAGGCUGUUCCUGCGAAGGCAAAGGCUCCAAUGCCGAUGGCGCAAGGCACGAUGGGUGUGCCAAAGCAAAAUAGAGGCGCGGCAGAUAUCGCACGUCCAAAAAGAACCGCAAAGAAGCGCUCAUACGGUGAUUCAAGUUUUGAAGGCUAUGGCGAGGGUUACGUUGAUGAUGAUGGUGGAUAUUCCACCGGCGAUGGCGAUGACAGAGCCGGUGGUCGAAAGCGACCAAAGAAGACUCCAACAUCUCACGGUUUCCAAGGACCCAUGCGUCAAAGUUACGGACCUGGAAUGGUUGGUGCUUGAACUUGACGAGAGAGAUUGUCUUGACUCCAACCUUAUUGACCUUAACAAAAAAUAUUGGGCGUGUUUUUUGGCUCGUUGACUCGUUGCUUGUGGAUUUACACGCUUCUAUAUACUGCCAAUAUUGCUGAUCCUUCCCUAUAAGAGGUCGAAUGAUCAAACUGCUCUCGAGAAUGAGCUCCCAGAACAUAACGUUGGUUUAAAAAUAUAGCUUACAGAACAAGCUAUAAACCUUCCGGUCUGUGUAUGAUAGAGAACGGCGGUGCUUUUCUUACGAGAAGCCUUCAUUUGAUGAUAGCACACUUUUUGGGGACAUUUUGCCUCGAAGGGCUCUUGAUGACUACUGGACUGGGAAAAACUGGUAAUAGCAAAUGUAUGCAUGGCAUGGAUAGUAUUGGGCAUCACGUAUUUACGGACCCAACCAGCAAAAUAAUGAAAAAAUGAUCAAAAAUUGUUUGCUCGA